Molecule: messenger RNA, 2334 nt
Organism: Magnolia sinica
Lineage: Eukaryota; Viridiplantae; Streptophyta; Magnoliopsida; Magnoliales; Magnoliaceae
Product: methyltransferase-like protein 2
Exons: 9
Coding region: 111-1427 (438 amino acids)
Cellular component (GO): nucleus; RNA N6-methyladenosine methyltransferase complex
Molecular function (GO): methyltransferase activity
Source: RefSeq, a predicted model, not a curated record
UUAAGGUGGGCCCAUAUUCGAAGUUUUAAUGCUGCACACAUAUCAUCGGUCACGCACAACACAUCCUCCCUCUGCCGCUGAAAACCCAAAAUCCCUUUCAAAGAAAGGAAAUGGCGGGAGAUGAAGUCGCCUCCGAGCUGUCUUCGUUCUUGGAAUCGGGCAUCUAUCGAUUUCCGAGCCAGAAUGCGAUUUUUAUGGAUCCUGUUCGAGUUCUCAACGAUUCCUACACCCGUUUUAAGAUCUCUCCCUCUGCGUAUUACUCUCGCUUCUGCGAUUCCUCUCUAAAGGAAGAGGGCAGAGAUGCGGUUAGGGUUUCGUCCGGAAGCAGCGCAAGAAGAAAGAAACGGAAGAGGAGAAUUCACGAACUCAAUCAAAGGGAAAUUUCCGCCGAGAAACGUCACCAGGCGACAAGGCCUUUCUUACUGAGGGCACAUGAAGAAUUUCUUGUAGCCAAUGACCUUUUGUCUUUUCUUUGCAAUCUAAAAAGAGAUGGAUGUGGUUCGGUUGGAAACAAAGAUUCAUCACCUGUAGGGAAAGACACUGGACCAUCUUUUGUUGACCUUGGGUGCACUUGGCAGGCACCUUUAUAUGAGAUGUCCCUUUAUUGCUGUGCAGAUGAUAAUCACAUUGAUGAUAAAGGUACGCAGCUCGUCCAAUGUGGUGAAGGGAUGGUGGUUCAAGCAUUUAAUAACUUAUUUGUCAAUGAGAGCAGCGAUGAUAAGGUGGCUGAAUUUCUCAGCCAUUGGUACAUAAUACCUAGAAAAAGCUGCUUCCACAUGUCUGACUUGGGACAUAUUCACGAGCUGAUUCCUGUUCAGUCUGCUGAUGGCUUCAACCUUAUCGUCAUCGAUCCACCAUGGGAAAACGGAAGUGCACAUCAGAAAUCCGUGUACCCAACAUUGCCUAAUCGGUACUUUUUGUCUCUCCCUGUCAAGCAACUCACUCAUACAAGAGGAGCACUUGUGGCUUUGUGGGUGACAAAUAGAGAGAAGUUAUGGGUAUUUGUUGAGAAAGAACUUUUCCCCGCCUGGGGCAUCACAAAUGCGACUCUCUUGUACUGGUUGAAGGUGAAAGCGGAUGGGUCACUGAUUGGUGAAUUGGACCUAUUUCAUCACAGACCAUAUGAAUGCCUUCUUCUGGGCUACAGCUAUGGAAAGGGGACGGAUUCUGAACAUCAGCCAGCAUAUAAACCUUUACCUGGUAAUCAAGUUCUCAUUAGCAUCCCUGGACAUCAUUCAAGAAAGCCUCCACUCGGAAAGAUGUUAUCAGAUUAUAUACCAGGACCCAAGCCUGCUAGGUGUAUCGAGCUUUUCGCUAGAGAACUGACAGCCGGAUGGACUUCUUGGGGAAAUGAGAUUCUCCACUUUCAAGAGUCAAGAUAUUUCAUGAACAAAUUUAUAAAUACAACAUUAAAAGAAUGUUGCUGACAAUAUGACGAAGGCUUCCCUACAUCGGUUUAAUAUCUGCAUUUCAUAUUUGCAAUGAUUUUUCAUAUUAAAGAAAUCAGUAAUGCAGAUACUCUUCAUUGUUUGGAGGCUACCUAGCAUUAUACUUGAAGCCAAUGGCCUGGUUCCCAUGCCACUUUGUGCUAGAAACUACGAGGACUAACAAUUCCUCUACAUCAUUUACUGUGUGGCACACAAUCCUAACCUUCUAAGCAAUGAACUUCUGAUUGAAUGUGGGCAGUUGUUGGCUUCUCUUUUGCUGCCCAUUCAUACCCCAUCACUGUGAUGUCUUCUUUAUGGUUGAUUUACUAUUAAACCUACCCAAUAUACAGUCCAAAUCUCAUCCAGUCACACUGCUUGGACGGUAAACGAUGCGGAGGCAUGGGAGUCAACAGAAUGGAUCAUAGAGAAAAAUAGCUAUGGUGAACAAGUUUAUGUACAUGCGUACGGUGAGACAACAUGGUGGAUCACCUGAAAAGAAAAAAGAAGAGAAGUUUGCAAUCAAUGUUUUCUUUUAUUUUAGAUAUAGAAAUCAACACAAAUUCAAUCAAGGGUGAGAUUUAACCGCUUACAUUGAUAGUUUAACCAGAAGAGGGUCUCAGCAAAAGUACAUUUUACAUAUCUUUCUAUCAGAGGACAUUUUUGUUUCAGCCAAUUUGGUGGAUAUGUGUUUGUAGCCGCAAAAUGAUGACAAUUGAAGUCAUUUUAAUUGUAUUUGUUGUUUAAGUUACCAUGCAAUGUCUUUAGAUAAAAUUGAUUGUGUAUGCAAAGACAGGUUGAGUUUAUAAGAUCAUUAGAUAGAAAGUUUUGAGUUUGUCUGGAAGUUUGAUGUUAAAGACAAGAAGCACAUAUAUUUUAUUUAUUGAUAAUACAAAAGUUGUUGCGUGAA